UCAUCAUUCACGAACACGUGUUCACACUGGAGCGCGGAAGUGCAGGACAGAUCAAUAUAGGUCAUAUUUAUGGUGCAGCUAGAGUUCUAAUGAAUAAAUGGCAGUUUAAAUAAUUAUACGGUUGUCCUGAUGUCUCGUUCAGAUGUGCUGUCCCUAUACAGGAGGGUCCUGCGCAUUGCACGCAGUUGGCAGGCGCAGUCCGGUCUGCUACAGGAUACAGACACGGAGAGGAAGUACAUAACUCAGGAGGCUCGAACACUUUUCAGACAAAACCAGCAGAUGACCGAGCCAGAAUCAAUCCAGAGAUGCAUUGAGGAGUGUGAGGCUCGGAUAGAGAUUGGAAUGCAUUAUAGAAACCCUUAUCCCAGACCGACAUAUCUUCAUCCAAUGGGUCUCGCCACUCAGAAAGGGAGAAAACUGCGAGCUCAGCAGAAACUGAGGAAACAAGCCAAACCCUUGUACCUACAUUCCCACGAUGACACCUGACAUAGACAUACACAGACUUUUACUGUACAGAUCGUGAACAGUUUAGGGAAUAAAAUUGAUUUAAAUAAUUUUUAAGUUGCACCAGGGAACAAUAAAGUCUCUUCAUAUUAUUUAAAACUAAAAUGGUAGUAUCAUGAAAAUAGAUCCGUCACAAUGCAAGGGUAUCGCAUGAGUGUUGAUGUGAACUAUUUUGGUUUAUGUUAAACGUGUCUUACAUUAUUUAUUGUUAGCUUUCAUUAACAGUGUCUCAGGUGAUGCUACUCUACAAAGUCUUGUCUGAUUUUCUGAAUUAAUAAUAAGUAUCAUUCGUAUUAUUAAUAAUAAUAAUUAUGUAAUAAUAAUAAUCUGUUUGUGCAUCCAUCUAAAAAAUUACAUCUGGAAUGCUGCAUUUAAUACUUUAAAGGUAAAGGGUUCUGUUUUCGUAAGUGCACAAAGCACAGUGCAACGUGUUACGACUGUGCGCUACGUCUUAUCCAACUUUCAUGAAAGCCGUAAUUCUAAGCACAAUUUUCAUGCAAGUGCAAGUGGGCACGUUUGCGCUAUCUGUGGGUGUGUUGUAUGGUAAUGAAGUGCCGCAAAGCGCAAUUUGCUAUUUUCCUGAGAAAUUGGUCAUUGCGCUAAGACGUUUCAAAAGCAUGUCCGUUUGCAGCGCAAAGUCCAAAUAUAGUUCCUGAAGUUUGAUUUGCAGUUUGGAGAUUAGUAAUAAAGUCCAAACUCUGAAAAUACAGUGGAACAUUAAAUUAUGCCCAUGAUGAUAUCUGUUGUAGCCGUUUUGUGCUAAACUAUCUAUAGGUCAUGGUUUAUUUUUCAAUUAAUAUUAUGUUUAUAUUUACAAUUGUUUUUAUGAUCUAAUUUGUAUUGGUAUUUUUCUACCAGUUGUUGUAGAGUAAUUUUUAACUCACUGUAAAAGGGGCCGGUGGAAGAAGUUGGACAGAGUAAAAUGUUUGGAUUUAGUAUGACAACUUAGUUAUUUUGAAUAUAGUAUCGUUUCGUUUGAAGUGUAAUUUGAAUUUAGAAAUAUUUUUGUUGAAUGUUUUCGUGUUUCAAUAAAUACAUUUAGUUUUUCAAAAUCAACCGGUAGAAGUGCGUUCCGAUUCAAUCUCUGUUAAUACUAGCCAUGAUUCACAAAUUUGAGCCAGUAGAUGAAAAUCAUUAAUAAUACUUACAUUCUCUAAAAUUUAACGUAAAUUCAAAUCCUGACGAGAACCAUAUUUUCCAUGCGUAUUAAAGGAGCGUGUUCCAAUUAACAAAGACACAUUUAAUGCACAAAAUAAUGUAAAUCCAUAUUUCUAUUCUUUUAAUUAAUUGCAUACAGUCCAUUGACACUACCAACUUCUUAUGAAUGUGCUGUCUUUGUUUAUAUCGCUGGUGCAUGAGAGAAUGGACUAUAUAAUAGGACGCAGAUGGUGCUGGAGAAGAACCUCCGGAUUAAAUUGCACGACACGAUUUGUUCCUUGCACGCACAAUUUCGCCAAACCCACUUGCGCCUAGACUUAGCGCAUGCUUGCACGAAAAUACCAAAACUUCAUGGCCAUGACCACUGACUUUGCACUUAUGACUUAUGGCAUAGCUAGUGCUCUUAAAAUAGGGCCCUUAGUGUGUUACUUCUUUCCUAUGGGCGGCAUCAAAUAGAAUAGCAAAAAUAAAAAAUGACUUUUUUUUUUUCUUUCUAACCACUCCUUCUGCCACCCAUCAUAUCAGUAAAUGUGCAAAUGAACAGGUAGAGCCAACCCCCAAACUCACGCCAUUGGCUGAUCCAAAAGCUGACAUGUUGGACAACUCCAAUUAACAGCAAUGUUUUGAAGGCGCCAGUGUUUACACUCUUCAGGAAGUCAACCUACUAAUUAUUUACCUAUUAUUGACUCUCCAUAGAGGGUAGGAGAAAUUUUAACAUACAAAAUUUACGCACAGCAGCUUCAAGCCAUUUUUGUUUUAUUAUGCUAUUGAAUUGUAAGUUAACAAUAUGCUAAUCAGUGCUGUA
Molecule: messenger RNA, 2467 nt
Organism: Myxocyprinus asiaticus (Chinese sucker)
Lineage: Eukaryota; Metazoa; Chordata; Actinopteri; Cypriniformes; Catostomidae
Gene: lyrm1
Product: LYR motif containing 1
Exons: 5
Coding region: 130-486 (118 amino acids)
Cellular component (GO): mitochondrion
Source: RefSeq, a predicted model, not a curated record